Coregonus clupeaformis (lake whitefish) is the source of this 610-nucleotide messenger RNA. RefSeq names its product sodium/glucose cotransporter 5-like. Gene Ontology annotation, cellular component: plasma membrane. Gene Ontology annotation, molecular function: D-glucose:sodium symporter activity. Gene Ontology annotation, biological process: transmembrane transport. The annotation marks the transcript as partial. The record is from RefSeq and is a predicted model, not a curated record. NCBI's taxonomy places the organism in Eukaryota, Metazoa, Chordata, Actinopteri, Salmoniformes, Salmonidae. The transcript has 8 exons.
UCAUUCUCCAUGGUGUGAGUGCAGCAGUGGUCCAGGUUUAGGGUUAGUGAACGUGAUGGCGUCAAACUCCACCACCCAGUUCUUUGCUCUGUCCCAGUCCUUCAGUAUCUCUGACAUCAUCAUCAUCGCCGCUUACUUCCUGCUCAACGUAGCUGUCGGCAUCUGGUCGUCGUGCAGGGUCAGCAGGAACACACUGAGUGGAUACUUCCUGGCUGGGAGAGACAUGGCCUGGUGGCCGAUCGGAGCCUCUCUGUUUGCCAGUAGCGAGGGCUCUGGUCUGUUCAUCGGUCUGGCAGGAACUGGAGCCGCUGGAGGCAUCGCUGUGGCUGGCUUCGAAUGGAAUGCCACCUAUGUGUUGCUGGCAUUGGCUUGGGUGUUUGUUCCUGUCUAUGUGUCUUCAGGGAUCGUGACCAUGCCAGAGUACCUGGGUCGUCGGUUCGGAGGAGAGAGAAUCAGAACCUACCUGUCAGUUCUCUCUCUGAUGCUGUCUGUCUUCACCAAGAUAUCAACAGACCUGUAUUCAGGGCGUUGUGGUCUGGCUGCUGUCAUCUAUACAGACACUCUGCAGACCUUCGACAUGAUUAUAGGAGCUAUCAUCUCACCAUCACAG